Messenger RNA from Nestor notabilis (Kea), 1812 nucleotides. RefSeq names its product nibrin (gene NBN). NCBI's taxonomy places the organism in Eukaryota, Metazoa, Chordata, Aves, Psittaciformes, Psittacidae. Gene Ontology annotation, molecular function: damaged DNA binding. The transcript is spliced from 12 exons. The annotation marks the transcript as partial. Gene Ontology annotation, cellular component: Mre11 complex. The record is from RefSeq and is a predicted model, not a curated record. Gene Ontology annotation, biological process: mitotic G2 DNA damage checkpoint signaling; double-strand break repair via homologous recombination.
ACUAUAUGUGCUUUGAUUUGUGGUCGACCAAUUAUAAAACCAGAGUUUUUUGUUGAAUUGAUCAAAGCUAUUCAGUCCAGACAGCAGUUGCCAAAUCAUAAAAGCUUUUAUCCUCCAGUUGACGAGCCUUCCAUUGGCACUGAAAAACUGGAUUUGUCUGAGCAUCAUGAAAGGAAAAAAAUAUUCAGUGGAAAAACUUUUGUAUUUCUAACUGCCAAGCAGCACAAGAAACUGGGUCCAGCGGUUGUUCUUGGAGGUGGGGAAGCAAAGUUGAUGACAGAAGGAAGAAAAGAAACAUCUUUACUAGUUUCUCCUGAUGUUUGUGUUGUUGAUGUGAUGUUGACAAACUCUCAGAUCCCAGGAUGUGACUCCAUGAGAAACUGGACUGACUCUGUUCUGACUGUCUUGCAAAGCAAGGAUCUCAGGGCUAUUCCCGAGGCAGAAAUUGGAUUGGCAGUUCUCUUCAUGUCUACAGAAAAAUUCUGCAACCCUCAAAAGCAGCUUGGUAACAAAGUUGUAACUGAAAGUACUUCUGCAUCAGCUGUUGUAGGGCGAGCUGUUUCUCAGAGUUUGGUUGUGGAUGAAACCAUAAUGGUAGCUGCCGCAGAUAACAGCACAGCAUAUGUAGCUGAUACAGAAAUAGAAGAGCAGACGUGUAUGGAGGUAGAGAAUACUCCCCAGAUGGAUAGACGAGGGAAGAUGGCUUUCCAGGAUAUAACCACCAUAAAGAAAAACCCUAGCACCAGUGGCAGCUUAAAUGCAGGAACAUCAACAUCUAGAGUGAACAGAACAUGUGGGUUUAGUCAAAAAAGUCAUCCUAUCUCACCGUCUAAAAGUUCGGAAGCUGUUAAACCUAGUGAGUGUGCUUCACGUCGCCAGUCUAACCCCAUUACGAGUUACUUCCAGGUAGCUAGAAAAAGGGAAAGAACUGAAGAAGGAGAAGAAACAUCUGUAGCCAAACUAGGAAGACUGAAGGAAAGGUCAUCGCCUGUUCCCAAGUGCACUGAACCCACAGCUUCAUCAGUGCAGAACAGUGAAGCAGAGCAGCAUCAGAAGGAAACUAACAUCCUGGACCUAAGCCCAAAUUUUGCAUUAGAAGACACAAGUAUAAAGCUUGCGAGGGAAAGUGGCAAACUAACAAGUGAUAAAACUGACACUAAAACUACUUCUAGUGAAAAGCAUGCAUCAAGGAAGAGAAAGGAGUUAGAUGAUUUGUCUGAAGAUACAGAGACACUAGAAAUUGUGUUUGGAAGCAGAGACCUAGACUGUGAAGAUCAAAUGGCAGAUCAUGACCAGAAGGCUCAGAGAAAAAGAAAAUGUUUGGAAGCCAAAGGAAGCAGGAUUCAAGAAUUUAAUGUAAAACAGAGAGAGGAGAAUAAAAUACUGAAAGAAGAGGUACUUGGAUCAUCAGUUCUAACCCCAGAAAUGAAAUGUGAGUUCAAACAAGACUCACCGGUCUUGAACCACAACAAAAUGCAGGAUGACUUCAGCAAUCUUCCUAGCAGACUUCUGUUGACUGAGUUUAGAUCACUGGUUGUCAGCCAUCCACGACAGAACAAUCAGCUUACCGGAAAUACCAGCUAUGGGGGAAAGAAAAAUUUCAAACUGUUCAAAAAGGUAGCGUAUCCAGGGGCCGGGCAACUCCCACACAUUAUUGGAGGGUCAGAUUUGAUUGCUCACCAUACUAAAAAGAAUUCAGAGCUAGAAGACUGGUUAAGGCAAGAAAUGGAGGAACAGAACCGACAUGCAAGAGAAGAAUCACUUGCUGAUGAUCUCUUUAGGUAUGAUCCAAAUGUGAAAAGAAGAAGAUAA